Molecule: messenger RNA, 3957 nt
Organism: Coregonus clupeaformis (lake whitefish)
Lineage: Eukaryota; Metazoa; Chordata; Actinopteri; Salmoniformes; Salmonidae
Product: SH3 and PX domain-containing protein 2A-like
Exons: 8
Coding region: 330-3311 (993 amino acids)
Biological process (GO): superoxide anion generation
Molecular function (GO): superoxide-generating NADPH oxidase activator activity; protein binding
Source: RefSeq, a predicted model, not a curated record
CCCACUCCACUGUCCCAUCUACAACCGGCUGCUGCUCCUUCUCUUUCUCUCUCUACUGCUUUCCUCUUUUUCUCUCCAUCCAUUCCUAUUUUUCUAUCUCAAGUUUGGACUAUGGAUAAGGCCCCCCCAACAGCGUAGAAUAGGUUCUCUUCAGCAAACUGCUUGAUGUAUUUUGGGAGACUUCCAGUUUAAUAGGCUUUCCUUUUAGAAUCUCCACUGCCCCUGAUUUUGGGCUGGUGGGGGAUCCAGCUAUAUGGCCAGACUCUUGGGAAAAUGCACAGAGCCCAGCGUGUGUUUCCAUUGGCUAAGGUCUACUGACAAAUUGGCCUAUGGCGCAGCGGGUGCCUGGCGGUCGCGCUCGCGUACCCAUGACCGGGAGCUGGCUGACAGCGUGUUUUUUCCCAUCAACCCCAGGCUUGGAUGGUGCGGAUCCUAUGCUACUGGAGCAGUACAUGGUGGUUGCCAACUAUGAGAAGCAGGAGCCGGCGGAAAUCAGCCUGCAGGCCGGCAAACUGGUAGACGUCAUCGAUAAGAGCGAGAGUGGCUGGUGGUUUGUCAGUACAGCGGAGGAGCAGGGCUGGGUUCCUGCCACCUACCUGAAAACCUACAGCAAUACACGAGAUGACCUGGAGCUGGGCGCCUCCAAGUCCGGGGAGGUCACUAAGCGCCGUAAGGCCCAUCUGAAGAGGCUGGACCGGAGAUGGACCCUGGGGGGAAUGGUCAGCAGGCAGCAGAGCAGAGAGGAGAAGUAUAUGACGGUGCAGCCAUAUACCAGCGAGGGGAAGGAUGAGAUUGCCUUUGAGAAAGGAGUAAUCGUGGAGGUCAUCCAGAAGAACCUGGAGGGCUGGUGGUUCAUCAGGUACCAGGAUAAGGAGGGCUGGGCCCCGGCCUCCUACCUGAAGAAGGUUAAGGAGGACUUCUCUCCCCGUAGUAGUAAUAAGAAGACCCCCUUGACUGGCCCGGUGGAGAUAAUCGGCAACAUCAUGGAGAUCAGCAACCUGCUGAACAAGAAGGCCCUGAGUGAGAAGGACGUGCAGACAGACGGCCAGUCAGAGGACAACCCCCUGACCACCCCCUCCCUGGUCAAGAGGCAGAUCAGCCUGCCCAUACCCUGCUCUAGCUCAGACUUCAGCCCUGGUGCCGCCCUGGUGGAUGUUAAGGGCAAAGCAGAACCGGCCUCUCCAGCCAUAGCCCGCAUCGCUCCUCACAGAAUAGAGAUCGGCUCCCCAAUCCUCAGACAAAAGCCACCUCCUCGCAGAGAUGCAACUCUGGGAUUCAAUUUACCCUCGCCACCAGAGCCCCCUACUGUUGAAGCAGAGUACUACACAAUUGCAGAGUUCCAGUCCGUCAUUUCAGAUGGCAUCAGUUUUAAUGGAGGACAAAAAGCAGAUGUGAUCGAGAAGAACUCUGGUGGCUGGUGGUAUGUCCAGAUCGGGGAGAAAGAGGGCUGGGCUCCCUGCUCCUACAUCGACAAACGAAAGAAGCCCAACCUAAACCGCAGAACCAGCACUCUGAGCCGGCCCAAAGUCCCGCCACCAGCCCCGCCCAUCAAGAAGCAGGACUCUGAGGAGACUGCCCCUCCCAGCAGUCCUGGGUCCGAGGCUCCAGAGUCCCCUGUAUCUUCCAGGAGGCCUGUGUACGAGGAGCCAGAAUAUGACAUUCCUGCCAUUGGGUUUGAUCUGGCGUCAGAGUUUGAGUUCCUCAGGACAGAUGGGUCCUCAGUGGAUGGGAAGAAUGAGGAUGACUCCUCAGAGAAGGGCUCUCACCUGUCCUCCAAGCCAUCUCCAGCCACUUCUCUCCAUAGCGCCUCCUUCAAGAUGGGUGAGUCGUCCGAGGAUGUGGGGCAAGAAGAGGAGGAGCCUGAGGGAGAGGAGUGUAUCUAUGAGAAUGACGGCUUCAUGCCUUUCAGAGAGAUGCCUUAUACACAAUCCAGUGGCGACUCCGACUCCCCGAAGAUUAGUGCCCCGUUGGAGACUAGCAAGAAUGAAAACUCUCACUCCACGUUUGGGGCAAGGAGAAAAGGGAAGAAGAACCAGCUGGAGCUGAACAGGAGCCAGUCUCAGUCUCAAACCAAAGCAGAGGCCGGGGUGUCCAGACCCAAACCUGCCUCUACAGAGUCCACCCCAGAUCUCUCCAAGCUGGCCAGGCCCAAGAAGUACAAAGAGGAGCACAAGAUGGGCUCCACCAAACCUAAGCCAUUGGUCAGGCCUAAGCCCCAGCUGGCCAAGGCCUCCAGUGCAGAGAAGAUGGACAUCAGCAGCCUCCGGAGACAGCUGAGGCCUACAGGCCAGCUGAAGAAGGGCUCCAGAGGAGGAGACUUUGAAACAGCCUCUGUCAUCUCCUCUGAGGACUCUGUGUCCUCCCACAGCACCUCUGACAUCUCCUCCAUCUACUCUAAAGGCAGCCGGGGAGACUCAGACGAGGGCUGCAGCCUCUACCGCACCACAGAUGCCUAUGAGAAGGUCCAGGACUCAGAGAUGAGCUUCCCUGCCGGGGUGGAAGUGGAGGUGCUGGAGAAGCAGGAGAGCGGCUGGUGGUACGCCCGCUGGGGUGACGCUGAGGGCUGGGCUCCAACUUACUACCUGGAGCCUGUCAGGCAGCUGGACGACACAGCUGGGUCAGAGUCCGAUGGCACCCCUACCAAGCCGGGCAGCCUGAGCAAGUCCAACAGCCUGGAGAAGAACGAGCAGAGGGUCCAGGCCAUGAACAACAUCAACCAGAGCCUAAAGAGGAGCAUACCGACCAUCCCCUCCAAACCCCUGGGGGUGCUCUCCAAGCCCUUUGGUCUGUUCAAUGGCUCGCACAAGCAGAAGAAUGUUACAAAACAGCAGCAGGUGGUCAGGCCUCAGUCUGUCUUAAUCUCUGGGCCGAUCAUCGACGGGCCAAGCCCAGUAGGCUCCCUCAGGAGCGGUGAGUCACUCAACUCCACUGACCACACACGCUCUAGUCCCACCGUGCGCCGCAACGCUUCCUUUGGUACUACCCCGCGGGGCCCAGCGCCGAACGGUAACAUGGCAAACCGGAACAGCCCCGGCACGGGAACCUCCGAAUCACUGGGCCGGGGGUCUCAGAGGAACAGUCUACCUAUUUCCACGGUGAAACCCAAAUCCCACCUCAUCCACAACAACCUCCGUGAGGUGUAUGUCUCCAUAGCGGAUUACCAUGGUGACGAGGAGACAAUGGGGUUCCCUGAAGGAACGACUCUGGAGGUUCUGGAGAGGAACCCUAAUGGGUGGUGGUACUGCCAGAUCCUGGACGGAGGUCAACCUCGAAAAGGCUGGGUCCCCUCAAAUUACCUGGAACGGAACUAGUGACACACUAAUGUUCAGAGCAUGUGCAAUCAGGUCAGAGACCAUGGAAGACAGUGUAAAUGGAAAUGGAAAGACACUGUUUUUUUACAAUUUAAAGAUGGAAAUCAGAAGAGACAAUUUACAGUAUAAUUGAAGUGGUAUACUUUGUGUUUUCUAAACUGAGGGUGGCCAACCAAUCCUGCAUAUAAUGUCUUGACAUCUUAUUAUUCUAAUCUGAAGUGACAAAGAAAGCACUUCAACAUGUAAUUUUUUGACAGGAUUUUAUCUGUUCACAGAUAGCCGGGGAUUGGAAAAAAUACCUUUGGCAUUAAAAUCAGCUGAAGGUCAAUCACAUAUUAAAUGAAAGAAUUAAACAAAAAUUGUUGAUUUGAUGAAGUUUGCUUUUUAAUCCAAAAUUGAAGAAUAAUGGGAUUUGGACACAAGUGGAGGAUCUUUGGACAGCUUUGGCUGAUCAUGGUGAGUUUUUGUGAUAUGAUAACAUUACUUAAUGAUCUCCAAUGGGCUAAACAUUAUUAACUUCUAAUGAUAUUUGAUCAUAACAAUGUUUUAAAUGUUUUUUAAUGAUUUCUUCUUUAAAGGUCCAAAGCAGACGUUUUUAUCUCAAUAUCAAAUCAUUUAUGGGUAACAAUUAAGUAGCUUACUAUGA